This is a messenger RNA of Syngnathoides biaculeatus (alligator pipefish), 2272 nucleotides long. It is a transcript of the gene stoml3a, whose product is annotated as stomatin (EPB72)-like 3a. Lineage: Eukaryota; Metazoa; Chordata; Actinopteri; Syngnathiformes; Syngnathidae. The transcript is spliced from 7 exons. Gene Ontology annotation, cellular component: plasma membrane. The record is from RefSeq and is a predicted model, not a curated record. Bases 95 to 964 code for a protein of 289 amino acids.
GCACCCGCGAGGACGGGCCCCUCGUCGCUUCGGGCCCUGCCCCUCACAACACAACACAACACAACACACACGCAAAUGUUACAGUUGAUCUCAGAUGAUCUCCACGACGUCCAGCACAGCCAACAUGGUGACGCAGGGUAAACUCGAGAUCAACUCCAUGAACGUUGUUGAAGAUAAAACAUCAGGCAGACUGGGAUGCUUCGGGUGGAUUUUGGUGGUCAUUUCGCUCCUCUUCAUCGGGCUCACGUUCCCAAUUACAUUAUUCAUGUGUGUCAAGAUCGUCAAGGAGUACGAGCGAGCCGUCAUCUUCAGACUCGGUCGAAUCGUGGACAGGAAAGCCAAGGGACCGGGGCUUUUCUUUGUGAUCCCUUGCACUGAUAACUUUGUGAAAGUCGACCUGAGAACUGUCUCCUUUGACAUCCCGCCACAAGAGAUCCUGACCAAGGACUCUGUGACGGUGUGCGUGGACGGCGUGGUGUACUUCCGCAUCCAGUGCCCCAUCUUGUCGGUGGCCAACGUGAGCAACGCCCACUCGUCCACGAGGCUGCUGGCUCAGACCACCCUGAGGAACGUGCUGGGCACCAAGAACCUGGCCGAGCUGCUAUCUGACAGGGAAGGCAUCUCGCUCAGCAUGCAGGAAUCCUUGGACGAGGCCACGGACGCGUGGGGCAUCAAAGUGGAGCGCGUGGAAAUUAAAGACGUCAAGUUACCUCAGCAGCUGCAGAGAGCCAUGGCCGCCGAGGCGGAGGCCAGUCGGGAGGCCCGCGCCAAGAUCAUCGCCGCCGAGGGCGAGAUGAAGGCGUCCCGUGCCCUGAAGGAGGCCUCGCUGGUCAUCGCAGAGGCUCCGUCCGCCCUGCAGUUGCGCUACCUGCAGACGCUUAACAGCAUCGCCGCCGAGAAGAACUCAACCAUCGUCUUCCCGCUUCCCAUCGACAUACUGCAGAGCUUUUUACCGAGGAAGUGAGGAACCCUGAUCGGUUUCUAUAUUGUCACACAAUUUCUACUCUGCUUAUAUAUAAAUAUGUGUACUGUAUUCAAAGGUUCAUCUUCACUCCGUGAUUUCCCUUUCUGAUUUUAAUACUAGAUUACAAAGUGCAAACAUGUACAGUGGAAAUGAUACAAAUAUUUGCAAACCGCCAAGAUAACAUUUGCAGUUCUGCUCAAGGACCAAUGAAAAAGAAAACGAAUAAAUAUUCAUCACAAAAAACCCACAAGGACAUGCUCUUUUUUUUAACAAAACAAAUCCAUAAAUACAAUCUGAAGAAAUGUAAACAUAGACUGAGAAAUCAAUGCUGUCAGUGAUGACAACGAGGAGCUGCAAAAUAUGAGAAGGGCCACGCUGAAAAGAAAAAAAAAGCGACAUAAUAUUACAAGAAUAAAGUCGACGUAUUAUGUAGCAGGGCCAUAUCGUUAACAAAGGAAAUUUUGUAAUUUGAAUUGUUAAUGACGUGUGUGUCAAAAUUCACACACCAACAAACAACACGAUAUUUGUUUUUGCCUGAAAUAUUACAAAUUGAAUUAGAAUUUUUAUUCCUAUAAAGUAUAUCUCUCUCAUAAUAUUACAAUUCUUCUUUUAAAUAUUUUUUUUGUCAAACAAUCCCAGCUUUACUCUUAAAGCAACAUAACCACUCGUAAAAUUAUUGACUCCACAUAUAGUUUUUACUAUGGUUGUUUUCAUUAUGGUUUAUUAUAAUAUGGUUUUGUUUUUAUAUCAUGGCAAUAUUGGGCUUUAUUGCUGUCAAAAUGUGAGCGAUGUAAUAAAAUUCAGCUUGUUUUUUGGCGCAGUAUCUUCAUUGUCAUAUUUUUACAAAUGUAGUUUUGGGAAAACGUCAAUAUUGCAACUUCAUUGUUUUUAGGUCUUUUUUUCAACUUGUUGUAAGACUUUAGUCUAUGUAAAAUUAUGACUUAUUUUCACAAAUUUGUUCUUGUUACACAUUUUUGGUUAUAUGACACCCACUGUAGAACUACAGCCGCUUUGUUUUCUAAUUAUUACAACAUUUCGUGUUUCAUUCCAAUUUUACGAUCGCAACUUUUGUGAUUUCACAACUUUACUAUAAAUUAAAGUGUAAUUUGUCAGGCAGUAUUUUUCUUUUAGGCGUGGCCUUAAAACUUCUUCUUCGCACCAGUUUUUCCUUUUUCUCUAAAAUGUGUCCUAAUUUUAAAAGUCUACCGGCCUUUUACUAAAGUAAAAUUAGUCAGUUUUCAUAUUGAACUUUAAAAUAUGCGAUACAGCUCAUUUUAUACAAACAUCCUGCAAAGAUGACUGAAAUGU